CCGGGGCGGCGCGCGGGCGGCGCGCGAUGACCGCCGGGAGCGGGGCGGACGCUCGCGCCCCUCCUCUCCCCGCCUGUGCGCUACCCCGCGCUCGGGCUCCGGAGCCGUCAUGGGCGCCGCCGCGUGGGCACCGUCGCCCCUGCUGCUGCGUGUGUCUCUCCUGAUUCUGAUUCUGCCGCUCCCGGGGCUGCUCGCGGGCUCCUGGGACCCGGCCGGUUACCUGCUCUACUGCCCAUGCAUGGGGCGCUUCGGGAACCAGGCCGAUCACUUCUUGGGCUCCCUGGCUUUUGCAAAGCUGUUGAACCGCACCUUGGCUGUACCCCCUUGGAUUGAGUACCAGCAUCACAAGCCUCCCUUCACCAAUCUCCAUGUGUCUUACCAGAAGUACUUCAAGCUGGAGCCCCUCCAGGCCUACCAUCGGGUCAUCAGCCUGGAGGACUUUAUGGAGAAGCUGGCACCCACUCAUUGGCCCCCUGAGAGGCGAGUGGCAUACUGCUUUGAGGUGGCAGCCCAGCGAAGCCCUGAUAAGAAGACGUGCCCCAUGAAGGAAGGAAAUCCCUUUGGUCCAUUUUGGGAUCAGUUUCAUGUGAGUUUCAACAAGUCGGAGCUUUUUGCAGGCAUUUCCUUCAGCGCCUCCUACAAAGACCAGUGGAUCCAGAGAUUUUCUCCAAAGCAACAUCCAGUGCUCGCCCUCCCAGGGGCGCCGGCCCAGUUCCCCGUCCUGGAGGAGCACAGGCCACUCCAAAAGUACGUGGUAUGGUCGGACGAGAUGGUGAAGACGGCAGAGGCCCACAUCCGCGCCCAUCUCAUCCGGCCCUACGUGGGCAUUCACCUGCGCAUUGGCUCCGACUGGAAAAACGCCUGCGCCAUGCUGAAGGACGGAACCGCAGGCUCCCACUUCAUGGCCUCCCCGCAGUGUGUGGGCUACAGCCGCAGCACGGCGGCCCCUCUCACCAUGACCAUGUGCCUCCCUGACCUGAAGGAGAUCAGACGGGCCGUGAAGCUCUGGGUGGAAGCGCUGAACGCCCGGUCGGUCUACAUUGCCACGGAUUCUGAGAGUUAUGUGCCCGAGAUCCAAGAACUCUUCAAAGGGAAGGUGAAGGUGGUGAGCCUGAAGCCCGAAGUGGCCCAGAUCGACCUGUACAUCCUUGGCCAAGCUGACCACUUUAUUGGCAACUGUGUCUCCUCCUUCACCGCCUUCGUGAAGCGGGAACGGGACCUCCAAGGGAGGCCGUCCUCUUUCUUUGGCAUGGACAAGCCCCCUCAGCUGCGGGAUGAGUUCUGAUCCUGGCUGGAGCAUGUCACCAGUCUAAGCUGGUCACACUUGCCAGGCCUGACAGCCAGCAGUGCUCCCAGGACCGAUUCCCAAGGAUGCAAGCUCUUCCCCCUCGCCAGAGACAGGAAAGCACCAGGGACUUCUGGAGGAGGAGGACUCCAUCUCCCGGGGCACAGGGCUUUCAGGCUCCCGAGCCAGAGCGUCUCCAGUCCCUGUGUGCCUCUGCUGUUUCUCCUGGGGAUUUCUCACACUGGCAAAGCAGUCUGACCUCCAUCUUUUGGUCUGCCCUGCUCUGAGCAGCCUAGGGGGCUGAACUCUUCUCAGUAUUUUUUUAUAUAAAGAGAGACAGAGGUUCUUAUAGUUUUGAUAUGAGGUCAUGACUACCCUAGAACUCUCCCUCAUUUUUAAAAAUCAGUGAAGUUCAUUACCGUAGGUAUCUAAAGUGACCUUGAAUGAGGAUGAGGCCAGGGGUGGAGCGGUUGUAUUGACCCCUUUUCCAGCUGACCCCCAAAGUAGCCCUUAGACUGGGCCAGAGCCAACCCCACUGCCUGGCCAGAGCCAUCAUCUACCCCUCUUCCGAGCCCAUUUCCAUGCUCACUGGGGCAUGAGCACUUGUCUCAUUAUAAACACUAUGCAAGUAGAAGUUAGGAAUCAUGAUGCUGUGCACUGCUCUGCUGCAGACACGGAGUGCUGCCCACACAGCACGUUCCAAGUAAGGAGCACCUGCCAUCGAACGAGACCAUCAUGCUAUUGCUCUCAGAGUCUCCUGGUGCUUGGUGACCUGCCACAAACCUGGCUCCAUCGAGAUCUUGGAGCGUAUCACCAGGGACCAGCAGUGGAUGGCCUGGCGGCAUCCUUCUGAAGGCUGCCCUCUCCUCCUUCAUCUGUGUCCUAAGGGGCCUGGUUGUAGAAUUUUGCCAUUAAGUUGCUAUCCAAAACCUGUCCCCGCAGCCUCCUGCCUGUGGCUGGAGCUCUGAGGCCAUAUUCUCACAAGGGAGCGUUUGCUAAGCCUCUGACCAGGUAGGAGAUACCCCUGACCCAGAAGCCAUCAGAUUCCCAAUCUGCCCUUUCCUGUCCGAUAAAAUCUCUGCCAACCCCAUGAGGCUUAAAGUAUCACAUUGUGC
This is a messenger RNA of Neofelis nebulosa (Clouded leopard), 2400 nucleotides long. It is a transcript of the gene POFUT1, whose product is annotated as protein O-fucosyltransferase 1. The coding region runs from base 110 to 1285 and encodes 391 amino acids. Gene Ontology annotation, cellular component: endoplasmic reticulum. Gene Ontology annotation, molecular function: peptide-O-fucosyltransferase activity. The transcript has 7 exons. NCBI's taxonomy places the organism in Eukaryota, Metazoa, Chordata, Mammalia, Carnivora, Felidae. The record is from RefSeq and is a predicted model, not a curated record. Gene Ontology annotation, biological process: protein O-linked glycosylation via fucose; regulation of Notch signaling pathway; Notch signaling pathway.